Messenger RNA from Fusarium sp. VM40, 2067 nucleotides. The record is from the annotation of a GenBank genome assembly. NCBI's taxonomy places the organism in Eukaryota, Fungi, Ascomycota, Sordariomycetes, Hypocreales, Nectriaceae.
AUGACCUUGUGUGAGCUUUGCAAGGCAUUGCCCUUGGAUAAGCUCCCUUCAAUCCCGCCACAUAUCCGAGAUGGAUACUUGACCGGGUGUCCUCAUAUCCAGCAAUUCUACAGUUGGGGUCAGGAGGAUAAAGGAUUCCCAUAUCACCAAAGUCUCGAAGCCUUGGAAAGAGCCGCAACAGAUUUGAAGUGUGGUCUUUGCAAUCUAGUUCUGGGCCAAGUCCUUCAGGUCCAGGCAGAAAUUGAACAAGCGAAUAAGUUGAAAGAGUCAUACUCAUUUGCGUGGCCGGUCUGGGAGUUCUGGCUUGUGAAACGUCCUGCUGGUGGACACGGAUUCUGGGUCAUGAGCUUCACUAAUGAAGUGAUGAGAGGCGAGGCAAUGCUAGUAGCAGCGAUUGGCUUAUGCGUUAGAGACGAUGACCCGCUGCAGGCGGUCAUUCGGGGCCGUCCGGUUGAGCAACAAAGAGGAACACCAACAGCAAUCAGAAGGGUGCGCAACUGGCUGGAUGAAUGCGAUCAACACCCUGAAUGUCUUCCCACGGAACCUAUCUUGCCAUCCCGAGUCAUAGACGUUGGUGCUGAAGUUGGGAGUCCUUACGUCAGUCUACGCGAAACACUGGAUCGCACAGUCGAACACUAUUGUUGGGGAAAAACACCACAAUUCACGACCACGAAGUCCACGCUUCAAGACCGAAAACGUUGCAUUGCGGUAUCUCACCUACCGAAAACACACCAAGAUGCUAUUUGGCUUACCCAAGAGCUUGGGAUAAGAUACAUAUGGAUAGACAGUAUCUGUAUCAUCCAAGACGAUAAAGAGGACUGGGAACAUGAAUCAGCCAAUAUGCUUUCGGUCUACGCUAAUGCAUCGCUGACUAUCGCAGCAUCCAACGGAGAUGAUAGCCACAAAGGGCUUUUUACUGAGAUCCCAUCGAGAAAAUAUGCCCAGAUUGAUUACGCUUUUGGAGGCAUACAAGGACAAGCCUUAGCCUUUAGCUGUCCUCUCAAAGGGGAGACAUUCUGCAUCGAGACCGACAGGGAAGAGAAAAGCUCACGCUUCCCAAUCUUCUUGGACUAUAUAACCUUACCUAAAGAACCACUCUCAGGACGGGGCUGGACCUUACAAGAGCGUGUUCUAUCUCGCAGAACUCUCCACUAUAGUGACCAGCAAAUGUUCUUUGAGUGCAACAAAGCAUACCACGGAGAGGAUGGCCUAUUCUUGAAUGCUCGGUUUGACACUAUACACCAGAAGACCAUGGCGAGCGACAUCAAUACCAAAGGGAUUCCUAGUGAAGGCCAGGUUUCAAUUUCCAAAGACUUAAUACUGAAGCUAUGGUAUAGACUUCUAUGGAUAUAUGGGGAACGAAAGCUUUCGAAACCAUCAGACAAACUUCCAGCUAUAUCAGGGCUUGCCAGUAUCUUCGCAAAACGACUGGACGACCAGUAUGUAGCUGGUCUUUGGAGAUCUGACCUUGUCGUGGGUCUGAGCUGGGAAGGUCUACACUGCAAGCGUGUGGAAAAAUACAGGGCGCCUUCUUGGUCAUGGGUUUCUGUCGACGGAAUUAUUGGUUGCACCGCGGAAUUUCCGUAUACGCCAUUGGCGACGAUCAUUGACGUGAAAGUCGAUUUGAAAGGUGCAAACCCAUACGGCGAGAUCCUCGAUGGUAGGAUCAGAAUUUGCGCGUCGAUGAGACGUCUCUAUCUGGCGGAUGAUGACAGCAAGUCGGGCAGCGACAAAUUGGGACGCCGAGUUGGACUUGAAUUGCGCAUGGAUAACAUUAACGAUGAAGAUGUAAGUGGGCACUUUGACUAUGAUGAAUUUGCGAAGGAUUCUUCACAAGGAGCAGCAAAGAUGUUAGAGAGCUUGAGGGGAAAGGAACUCUUUGCUCUGCUUCUUUUGGACCAUGUGGAAUUCAAAGAACAACAGUUACCACUCAAGGGGUUGAUAAUUGCCAAAGUUCAAGGGACUGAAGAAUAUCAGAGAUUCGGUACAAUCAGGCUUCCACGUUGGGCACUGAAGGACAGAUUCGAGGGGGGUCAAGAGGAAAUGACAACGGUUACACUAGUAUAA